Cynara cardunculus var. scolymus (artichoke) is the source of this 1083-nucleotide messenger RNA. RefSeq names its product adenylate kinase 4-like. The transcript has 6 exons. Gene Ontology annotation, biological process: nucleobase-containing compound metabolic process. Gene Ontology annotation, molecular function: ATP binding; AMP kinase activity. Bases 107 to 844 code for a protein of 245 amino acids. Gene Ontology annotation, cellular component: mitochondrion; cytoplasm. The record is from RefSeq and is a predicted model, not a curated record. Lineage: Eukaryota; Viridiplantae; Streptophyta; Magnoliopsida; Asterales; Asteraceae.
CUUCUUGUUCCUCCUCAUCUCUCCAUCUUAACUUCACUCUUCAUUGGUGGUUGCACCUUUUCUUCUUCUUCUUCUUCACCAAAAAUCACUGUUGAAAGAGGGAGAAAUGGCAACCAGCAGCACCUCCUUGGAAGACGUACCUUCGUUGGACAUCAUGACUGAACUCCUUCGCCGAUUCAAGUGCUCCUCCAAGCCCGAUAAACGCCUCAUCCUCAUUGGUCCACCCGGGUCUGGAAAAGGCACCCAAUCCCCCAUCAUUAAGGAUGAAUACUGCCUAUGCCACUUGGCAACAGGUGAUAUGUUGAGAGCAGCUGUUGCAGCUAAAACCCCACUCGGGAUUAAAGCCAAGGAAACCAUGGAGAAGGGAGAACUAGUGUCUGAUGACUUGGUGGUUGGGAUCAUUGAUGAAGCAAUGAAGAAGCCAUCUUGUCAAAAGGGAUUCAUUCUUGAUGGGUUUCCUAGGACAGUUGCGCAAGCAGAAAAGCUUGACGAAAUGCUUGAGAAGCAAAGAACCAAGAUUGAUAAAGUGCUUGAUUUUGCAAUCGAUGACUCCAUCUUGGAGGAGAGAAUUACUGGUCGUUGGAUCCAUGCUUCAAGUGGUAGAACAUACCACACGAAGUUUGCACCUCCCAAGGUUCACGGCGUUGAUGAUGUUACUGGAGAGCCUUUAAUGCAACGGAAAGAUGAUACCGCAGAAGUUCUCAAGUCAAGGCUCCAGGCUUUUCACCGCCAAACUGAACCCGUUAUAGACUACUACAAAAAGAAGGGCGUUGUUGCAAAGCUUCAUGCGGAAAACCCCCCUAAGGAGGUGACCGUCGAGGUUCAGAAAGUUUUGUCGUCUUAACAGAUGCCGCAACUUUCUCUUUUGAUUAUCUUAAUGUUAUAUCUAACCCGAUACAACAUCAGAUCGGCAUCUACAUUUGUGCUACAAUUUGCAUAUUUCUUAGCAUUAUGCAAAGGUCACUGAGAUACAUAAACCUGUACCAGAAUAAAACGCUUUCAUGUUAUACCAGAAAAUCAUUUACAAGUCUGAUGAAGUUUGAUCUUCUUAAUUCAUUAUUUCUUAUAGAUGUUUGUCAAUCU